Messenger RNA from Sceloporus undulatus (fence lizard), 586 nucleotides. RefSeq names its product small serum protein 2-like. The transcript is spliced from 4 exons. The record is from RefSeq and is a predicted model, not a curated record. Lineage: Eukaryota; Metazoa; Chordata; Lepidosauria; Squamata; Phrynosomatidae. Bases 177 to 491 code for a protein of 104 amino acids.
UGAAAUGUGAGCUCACCAACGGCAGGAGGACGCUUUCUCCGCAGCCUCUCCUCCUUUGGGUUCCUAUAAAUUGCAGAAAGAAUUGUCAAUGGAAAUCGGAGAGAAAGCUUCUUCGGUUCCAGAAUUGCCUUGUUUUGUUGGGAAGACUUCUCCAUUAGCGCAGGAAAAAAGUCAGGAUGAAAGUUCUCCUCGUCCUCUCCAUCUUGUCCUUCUCCUUGGCACUGUGCCACGCGGCUUGCUUCUUCAACCCUUUGGAAAAAGAGGCAAAUGGCGUGUGCACUGACCUUUACGAUGGCACAAAGCAUCCGAUCGGCUCAGAGUGGAACACAGCUGACUGCCUCCAAUGCUGGUGUAGAGACAAUGGAAUGGAGUGCUGUCACAGAUAUGGCGGAGUUGUAAGCGUUGAAGGAUGCACAGCCGUCGUCGACCCCGAAACCUGCAAAUACAAGUUCUAUAAGAAUGACGACCCUUCAAAGCCUUGUUAUGAUUAAACACAUGAUGGGUUCUUCUGUUUCCUUCAUGUAUGAGGAUUAAUAUGAAUAAACCAGUCACUCAAGCAACUCAGCCUGGCAUCCUCUCUGUGUCC